GCGACUGUCGUUCAGCCCUGCUAUUGGACAAAAAGCUGUCGUUCAGCAAAUCAUUUUGGCAUAAAAAUUACAACUUUAGGUUGCUGUUUGGAGGACAUCAGGAACAUGAAGUAUAGCGACAUGGUGGGGGUGGCUGCCAACGCGGUGGUGGUUUUGAGUCGAACCUAUCACUUGAUUGAAGCAUAGCCAGCUCUAAUAGCAGGAAUGCUUUUGAGGAAACGAUUGAAAUAGUGCCUUAACGUUACCGAUUUCCUGUACGUGCAUAUUUUGAAAGAAAGAAUGACUGAGUUGUCGAUGUAGAUGGUCAACGUUAAAGCUCUUAUAGCUUGCUAGCUUACCAAUUUGCCUUUGUUAUUCCCCCUCGUUCGGUCAGUUUCGCUCUCAGACGUACUAGACAUUUUAUCUAGAUUGCAUUUUCUUGCCAAAAUAAACAUUGCCAUGAAGAGAGCGAAUAGCUUUCAGAGGUUCAUGAACAGCCGAGCUGCAGCCAACUGCCGAUAUCAGCCCACCUGCUAUGAGCAUGCUGCUAACUGCUACACACACGCGUUCCUCAUUGUCCCAGCAUUCGUUGGCAUGGCUUUGCUGCACCGUCUCUCUGACGACCGCUGGGAGAAGAUUACCGCCUGGGUGUAUGGCAUGGGCCUGUGUGCACUCUUCUUGGUCUCCACCGUCUUUCACAUCAUCUCAUGGAAGAAGAGCCACAUGAGGUCGGUGGAGCAUUGUUUCCACAUGUGUGACCGCGUAGUUAUCUACUUCUUCAUCGCUGCCUCCUACACACCCUGGUUGAAUCUGCGUGAGCUGGGCCCUCUGGCGAGUCAUAUGAGGUGGUUUGUGUGGUUGAUGGCCGCCGCAGGGACUAUUUAUGUGUUCAACUAUCAUGAGAAGUAUAAACUGGUUGAACUAGCCUUUUACCUAACAAUGGGAUUUUUUCCUGCUUUGGUUGUGACCUCAAUGAACAACACCGAGGGUCUGCAUGAGCUGGCUUGCGGUGGUCUCAUCUACUGCCUGGGGGUGUUCUUCUUCAAGUCGGACGGGGUGAUACCAUUCGCCCAUGCCAUCUGGCACGUGUUUGUGGCACUGGCUGCAGCCGUGCACUACUACGCCAUCUGGAAAUACCUCUACCGGACCCCUGGGCCAGACGAAAUCAGGGAGGCCUAAUGGCCCAUCACUCGUCUCUGCCUCCAUCUCCUCUUCCUUCUCCUCUUUUCCCUUCUUUCUCCUCUUGUCUUGUCUUACCUCUCUAUGGCCUCUUCUGCUCCUGCUUCUGCACCUCCACCUGUUCUCCACUCACUAGCAGGCAGAUCAUGACCAUUCACACACACACACACACACACACACACACAAGACUCCUCUGCUCCUCCCCACCGGGCCAGACUCUGCAGAAGAAAACAAAAUUGACAGAAAACCACAAUAAUAACAACAACAGCAGCGGCAAAAGUUUACGAGUACAACUGUGUAUUGUUUACCAUUUUUGAAGCAACUGGAAAACGGCACUCACACAUUUCAGCCAUUGAGAGGAUCACAUUUCUUUCCUUUUUUGAAUUCUAAAGCUCAUGUCUGUCUCGGUAUGAGAAGGAGAGGAAACUCUCCUUUUCUGCUUUCAAAAUGCUCAAUCCUACUUGGGAAACGGCAGUAUAUAGUCCAUGUUCUUUGAAGCUCUUUGAUAUCACACCUUUCUAUUAUAAAACAUUCCACGGCAAAUGUCACACACAGGGAUUUUUAUCAAACAUUUUCUAGUCCUCACUCAAGACCAACACUGGAAGUUUGGUCAUGAGCUCCAUGUCAUUCUAGCAGUCACGCUUUUAUUCACACAAUACAUAUCCACUGAGGAUCACUCACUUCGACAUUUUAGCUCUUUGGUGCGUUUUUUGUACGGUGGUGUUGUCUGUACUCUCAAGCAGUAUUUGAAAGUGCUGACUUUCAUAUUUUUUUCCAAGGCGCUUUUGUAAUGCGAAGAACCACUUAUAUUUGAUAUCUUUGACUUUUGUUGAGUAUCUCUCGCCGUUGAGCAGCUUGUAAUGUUUCAAAGGCCCCAGAGUAAUCGUGUUGAAUGUGAUGAUUUUUUUUUUUAUUUUUUUUAACUAACCGAUAUCGGAAUGCUAUCAUUCAGUGACUGGCUGUGCCCUGUGAUGCUUUUUUUUGUGGAGUGAAAACAAGAGUAUCAUUGAAGCUGAUCAAAAAGUGUACAUUUUCUAUCGUUAGUGUUUCGAUAUUUACACUAAUCAGUGAUCAAACAUUUGCUGCCACUCCCGCAUUAUUUAUGCUUUUUGUCAGUACAUACUCACCACUCAGCUGAGAAAUGUAUGCUUAAAAGUCACAGCGACGCAGAGCUCAGUGCUUUUAAACCAGACCUCAUUCAAGGACAGACUUGCUUGGCUUGUGUAUGACUCAUGAUGAAGUCUCAUGUGGAAGCAGAAUCAAAUCUAGAAGAAAGGACUUGGAAUGAGAGAAUCAUAUUCAGCACUGUAUCAUCUGCCUAUUUAUUUUCAGCUGAAUAGAAAAGAAAUGUUUUCAGUAGACCCACAUGAUCAUACUGUGCUGUGCUGGACUCUUAUGGACUCCUAUCUGCAGUAUGGGAUUCAUCAGCCAUGCUGUGAGGGGGACUGAAUCACCAGAUGUGGCCAGUGUUCUCAAAUAUCACAUAGUUUUAACUUACCCUUAAACGCGGAAGGUACACAUCCAGAUUCUGGUAUUUCUGACCGGACCUUCGUGGGGUACCUACACGUGUGGCCAGUGUGAUCAAUACUCAGUGUUUUAAAUCGCAUGGUGGUUGGUAAAUGUGUGCUUUUAUCUGGUUUCACUUUUCUUUUCUUCUUCUGUGAACAUGUGAGAACCAAGGGUUGAUGAUUCUAAUUUUGAUAAAUGUGAGUAUUCAAACCACCCAAUGCCCAGUUUUGUAAUAUUUGUACAUUCUGUUUUGGCACAUAAUUCUGUACUGGCCUUUUGAAAAACAAAAAGUAAAAAAAAAAAGAUCUUCUAAUGCUACUUCUCUAUUUUAAGUAACCUUUUGGUGUUCUGGUGCUGUAUAUAAACAUUUGUGUCUGAUUCUUAAAAAGAUUUCAUAUGUGUUAAUACAAAAAUAAAGCCUUGUUUGACAUCA
Alosa sapidissima (American shad) is the source of this 3100-nucleotide messenger RNA. It is a transcript of the gene mmd, whose product is annotated as monocyte to macrophage differentiation-associated. The transcript is spliced from 7 exons. Gene Ontology annotation, cellular component: membrane. Bases 439 to 1158 code for a protein of 239 amino acids. The record is from RefSeq and is a predicted model, not a curated record. Lineage: Eukaryota; Metazoa; Chordata; Actinopteri; Clupeiformes; Clupeidae. Gene Ontology annotation, molecular function: pore-forming activity.